UCCGUCUCCAUGCUUCGCUUCAACUGGUUGCCUAUAAUCAGACAAUUGCCAACCAUGAAAAUGAAGAAACACCAACGUCUUGACUAUCGGAAUAAACUAAUCCUGGCACCCAUGGUGCGUGUCGGAACAUUACCCAUGCGACUGCUUGCUCUCGAAAUGGGCGCUGACAUCGUUUAUACUGAGGAACUUAUUGAUUUGAAAUUGAUCAAAAGUAUUCGCCGUCCAAAUCCCGCUUUGGGGACUGUUGACUUUGUGGACCCUUCGGACGGCACAAUUAUUUUUCGCACAUGCCCUUUGGAGACGUCAAAAGUGGUGCUGCAAAUGGGAACCAGCGAUGCGGCUCGAGCUUUAGCUGUUGGCAAACUGGUCCAGUGUGAUAUUGCCGGAUUAGAUAUAAAUAUGGGCUGUCCCAAGGAGUUUUCUAUUAAGGGCGGAAUGGGAGCAGCGUUGCUAGCUGAACCGGACAAAGCUGCUCAUAUACUGCGCACACUGUGCUCGCAGUUGGAUAUACCAAUUACCUGCAAGAUACGCAUACUGCCCGAUCCCAUGGAUACCAUCAAUCUCGUUCAGAAGCUGGCAGCAACUGGUAUUGCUGCCAUUGGCAUUCAUGCGCGGACUAGAGAUGAACGGCCCCAGCAUCGUCCACAUCCAGACGUUUUGCGUGCUGUGGCGAGCGCGGUGGAUAUACCUAUCAUUGCCAAUGGGGGAUCUCGGGAAAUGCACACGUUUGAGGAUCUGCACAAGUUCCAGGAAUUGUGUGGCGCUGAUAGUGUCAUGGUUGCCCGUGCUGCCCAGCUUAAUGUGUCUAUAUUUCGCAGAGAAGGCGUUUUGCCAAUUGACGAGGUGAUUGAUAAGUAUCUUCGCCUUUGCAUCAAUUACGACAAUGCUCCGCACAAUACCAAGUAUUGUGUGCAGAGCAUACUCAGAGAGUUGCAGGAAACGCCGCGCGGCAAACGCUUCUUGCAGUGCCAAACGUUACAGCAGAUUUGUGAAAUUUGGCACCUAGGUGACUACUGUCGCCGUCGACAACAGGAGCUCAAGGAUCACGGUAAUGCUGGGCGUGCCAAUGUAAUUCUCUCCGAAUGCCUGAAUAACAAACGUCAAAAGCUCGAUCUGUCUGAAGAUGCAAUGGAGGAGUAUGAGGGCGUCAUUAGCCGUAAGAUGGCAUUCCUGCGCUCCACCUACACGAGUGAUACGCAGCUACCCAAGACGGUGCUCUAUGUGCACGCUGGUCGCCUGGGUAAACAACCUCCGUGCUACGAGACGCAGCGCUGCGACAAACUAUUCCGGGCCAUCUGCAGCUAUGACGGGCAACGCUAUAGCAGCAGUUUUUGGGAGAAAAACAAGAAACAGGCCGAGCAAGGAGCUGCAUUGGUUGCGUUGCUGGAGCUUGGACAGCUGAACGAAAAAGACCUCUAUGACAAUGGCAGUCUAAUCAGUUAGAGCCUCAUGAACUGCUCAUCAUGAAUUUCCUUACAAAAAAAUACAUCUAUUUGUUCACAGCGCUUCUACAUUUGAUUUUGUUGGUUUAAUUUAUGUUUACCGCAUGCCUUAGGCAACCAUACAAUAAUGUUCAAUGUUUGGAAUUGUGGAUGGAAUAAAACUA
Messenger RNA from Drosophila grimshawi, 1606 nucleotides. RefSeq names its product tRNA-dihydrouridine(20) synthase [NAD(P)+]-like (gene Dus2). The transcript has 3 exons. Gene Ontology annotation, cellular component: cytoplasm. Lineage: Eukaryota; Metazoa; Arthropoda; Insecta; Diptera; Drosophilidae. The record is from RefSeq and is a predicted model, not a curated record. Gene Ontology annotation, molecular function: flavin adenine dinucleotide binding; tRNA binding; tRNA dihydrouridine synthase activity. The coding region runs from base 10 to 1443 and encodes 477 amino acids. Gene Ontology annotation, biological process: tRNA dihydrouridine synthesis.